This is a messenger RNA of Tribolium castaneum (red flour beetle), 1454 nucleotides long. RefSeq names its product yippee interacting protein 2 (gene yip2). Gene Ontology annotation, cellular component: mitochondrion. Gene Ontology annotation, molecular function: acyltransferase activity, transferring groups other than amino-acyl groups. The transcript is spliced from 8 exons. The record is from RefSeq and is a predicted model, not a curated record. Lineage: Eukaryota; Metazoa; Arthropoda; Insecta; Coleoptera; Tenebrionidae. Bases 140 to 1336 code for a protein of 398 amino acids.
ACCAUUACUUUUAAUUUUUCUGCGAGAACUUUGGACUUUUGCCCGCGUCCUGUGUACCUUGCCAUAAUCACACCGAUUCUGCUAUAAAAACAUCUAUAUUUUACAGCGUGUUUAGUGAUAUUUAGAAAUUGUUGUAAAGAUGACCGCUUUAGUUAAAGGUGUGGUAAUUGUCGCAGCCAAACGUACCCCUUUCGGUACCUAUGGUGGCAAAUUCACAAAAACCUCAGCCGUGGAACUCCAAACUGUUGCUGCGAAAGCAGCCCUGGCUUCUGGAAACGUAAAACCGGAAUUAAUCGAUACCGUAGUCGUCGGUAACGUAUUAACCAGUUCUUCAGCGGAUGGUGCUUUCAUUCCAAGGCAUACGGCCCUGAGAUGCGGCAUUCCUCAAGAACGGCCUGCUUUCCUCGUCAAUAGACUUUGCGGUUCCGGCUUUCAGUCUAUAGUAAAUGGAGUUCAGGAUAUUUUAACAGGCGCUGCUGAAAUUUCCCUAACCGGAGGUACAGACAACAUGUCCCAAACUCCACACACUGCCAGAAACGUCCGGUUUGGGGUUCCCCUCGGCCAGGAUAUCGUACUGGAGGACUCGCUGUGGCUCGGCUUGACUGAUUCCUACUGCAAAAUGCCGAUGGCUCUUACAGCCGAAAAAUUGGGAGCACAAUUUAAUAUCACACGCGACGAAGUCGACGAAUUUUCUUUGAGAUCUCAACAGUUAUGGAAAGCUGCACAAGACGGCGGCCGAUUUAAAGAAGAAAUCGCCCCUGUUCCCAUUAAAGUGAAAAAGGAAACCGUCAACUUGGAGGUUGAUGAGCAUCCGCGCCCCCAAACUACGUUAGACGGCCUUAAGAAACUUCCAACUUUGUUUAAACAAAAUGGUUUGGUUACCGCAGGCUCGGCAUCUGGCAUUUGUGACGGUGCAGGUGCCGUUAUCGUGGCCAGUGAACAAGCGGCAAGCAAACACAAUCUGACACCCUUGGCUCGAAUUGUGGCUUUUUCUGCCGUUGGUGUUGACCCCACCAUUAUGGGCAUUGGCCCAGCACCAGCCAUCCGAAAUGUGCUUAAAGCCAGUGGCAAAACUCUCGAUGAUAUUGACCUAAUUGAGAUCAACGAGGCUUUUGCGGCACAAACACUUGCCUGUGCCAAAGACUUGAAACUGGAUAUCAAUAAACUGAAUGUGGAUGGUGGAGCGAUUGCUCUUGGACAUCCUUUGGGUGCUUCUGGUGCCAGAAUAACUGCACAUUUGGUGCAUGAAUUGAGGAGAAGGAAGGCCAAAUUUGGAAUUGGAUCAGCAUGUAUUGGAGGCGGACAAGGUAUCGCUAUCAUGAUUGAAGCUUUGUAAUUCCGUUAUAUAAAUAUUUCAAGUUAUCACUUAUGUAAGAUUAAGGCAAAAACAUUUAUCUUUUUAUUUGUACAUUUCAUAAUACCAUACUUAUCAUAAUAAACUAUUUUUAUCAAAA